Oryza brachyantha (malo sina) is the source of this 1646-nucleotide messenger RNA. RefSeq lists its product as uncharacterized. The record is from RefSeq and is a predicted model, not a curated record. The coding region runs from base 95 to 1480 and encodes 461 amino acids. Gene Ontology annotation, molecular function: kinase activity. The transcript has 5 exons. Lineage: Eukaryota; Viridiplantae; Streptophyta; Magnoliopsida; Poales; Poaceae.
GCUCCACGCCAUCGCCUUCUUCUUCUUCUUCUUCUUCUCGCGCCCCAAUCAAUCCUCCCUCUCCCCUCCCACCACCACGGCGAGCCCACCAGCGAUGGCGCUCGCCUCCUCCUCCCCCUCCUCCCGCAUCCUCCCCCGCCUCUCCUCUCCGCCCGCUUCCCCGUCCGCCUCCCUCUCCCCUCUGCCGCCGCGCGCCACGCGACGGCCACGCCGGUACAGCCGCUUCGCCGUGCGAUGGGAGGGCCGGCUCGUGGCGCCGAGGGCUCUUCUGGGAGGGUUCGAGGACGCCGAUGCCGCCGAGAGUGACGACGAGGAGGACGCCGACGCCGUUCUGCGGCCGCUCGAGGGGGAGGACGUCGGCCUCGGCCUCGACCUCCACGCGCCUCCCUCCGGGCCCGAGCGAUGGGACGUCCUCGGCCUCGGCCAGGCCAUGGUUGAUUUCUCAGGCAUGGUGGAUGACGAGUUCCUUGAGAGAUUGGGCAUAGAAAAAGGUACUAGAAAGGUUGUCAACCAUGAGGAAAGAGGGCGUGUCUUGCGUGCCAUGGAUGGUUGUAGCUACAAGGCUGCUGCUGGAGGCUCAUUGUCCAACUCUCUUGUUGCGCUAUCAAGGCUUGGUAGUAGCCGGUCCACUAGCUACCCCAAACUCAGAAUUGCGAUGGCUGGCAGUGUGGGCAGCGAUCCACUUGGUAGUUUCUAUAGGGGAAAAUUGAACCGUGCUAAUGUGCAUUUCUUGUCUAAGCCGGUCGAAGAUGGGACAACUGGAACGGUGAUUGUUCUAACAACUCCAGAUGCACAGCGAACUAUGCUUGCAUACCAGGGAACAUCUUCAACUUUGAGUUAUGAUUCAGAUUUGGCCAGUCUAGUAUCCAAGUCAAAUAUACUAAUUGUGGAAGGUUACCUAUUCGAGCUACCUCACACGAUCGAAGCCAUCAAGCAAGCAUGUGAAGAUGCUCAUAAGAAUGGCUCACUUAUUGCAGUUACAGCAUCGGAUGUGUCAUGCAUCAAGCGUUGCUACAAUGAUUUUUGGGAUAUUGUAGCAAACUAUGCGGACAUAUUGUUCGCCAAUGCCAACGAAGCAAGGGCAUUCUGUGAGCUAAGCUCAACAGAUAGCCCCAUGUCAGCGGCAAGAUACUUAAGCCAUUCUGUUCCUCUAGUAUCUGUGACAGAUGGUGUGCAAGGUUCAUAUAUCGGAGUAAAAGGGGAAGCGAUCUACAUUCCUCCACCGCCUUGUGUACCAGUAGAUACCUGUGGGGCUGGUGAUGCAUAUGCUUCAGGGAUUCUGUACGGCAUCCUCCGGGGCUCGUCAGAUUUGAAGGGCAUUGGCCUGCUAGCUUCGCGAGUAGCGGCUGUUGUCGUUGGGCAGCAAGGCACACGCCUACGGGUUCAGGACGCCGACAAAUUGGCUGAAUCAUUCGCCCAUCACCUAGAUAACCUGGAGUUUUGUUCAGAUAUUGAAACAGAUCAUGUUUCAAACUUCUGAUCGUUUUAGGUGAAACUGUCCUAGGACUCCACUUGUAUAUAGCAUCUGUUUCCUUUAGGCCUAGCUAGCUAAUUGUUCAGCACAGCUGAGCUACCCAGCUUGUCAGUCCUUAAGACCUUUGUUACCUUUCUUAAAUUUGGCUCCGGAAAUCAAAGUAUGUUACAUA